This is a messenger RNA of Symbiodinium sp. CCMP2456, 1362 nucleotides long. The record is from the annotation of a GenBank genome assembly. NCBI's taxonomy places the organism in Eukaryota, Dinophyceae, Suessiales, Symbiodiniaceae.
GUCUGGAUUUUUCCGUUUCUCGUCCUGCUGGGAGUUUCUGCAUACGCAACCUACGAGGCGGCUCAGGUGGGCAACUUUCGAUCGAUUUUCAGAGUGCCAGACUUCCAAUCGGACAUGUGCGGAGAAGGGGAAAUGAAGGGCAAGACAUUCCUGUACUUCUGCAUGAAGCACCAGUCCCAAUGGGUCUUCGACGAAGCGAAUAAGAGUCUGGAGAUACGAUAUCCAAUCUGCGUGGAGCGCUGCCCGACUUCCUUCAAUACGUCCAGCCGCUGCUAUUUGGGGGUGGGGGAGGACGAUGAUGCGAAUUCCUGGGACUGGGUGCAAGACUAUCCCACGCAGCCUACGGCUUUCUUCUGCAGGCCGCACAGAGCCUUCAGCAAAGGUCUCAGCGAUGACUUCUGGACGGCAGUGAAGAAGGGGCCCAAGAUUUCUUACUUGAUUCUCCGCUUGUACAACGGCUGGCCUGAGGUGAUCUCGGUCUCCGUUUCGUGCUCGUCCAUGUUUGGACUUUUAUACAUCAUUUCCUUGUCCAAGUGCGCUCGCCAACUGAUCUGGCUUGCAUUGAUUACGACGGCGCUCUGCUCCGCGGGCGUGAGUGCCUGGUAUGGCUACUGCUUCAAGACUGGCAUGUGCAAGAAAUACACAGGAAACGGUGAGGAAGAUCCCAUCGACCUGCUCCGAUGUGUUGCAUUUGGCAUAGUGGCCCUUCUGACCUUGCAGACUAUCUGUAGCCUCGGACGGAAGCUGGACACGGUGGGGCGAAUCCUCGAGAUGUCAUGCAGUUGCAUCAUGUCCAGCCCCAUGCUGACCAUAUUGCCGCUGGUGAUGCUUUGCCUUCGGAUCAUCUCCACGGCCUGGGUGGUCUACGUCGUGCUGGGCCUCUACAGUUCGGAGGUUCAUGAUCGCUUGGAUGACGUUGCUCAGCCGUGGGUGAGUGGCUGGAACCGGCUCCCAAGGAUGAGCAAGUCGAUUGAGUUCCAAGUUUACGCGGUUGCUGUUGCCUGCUUCUACUGCCUGUUCAGCUCCUUCAUCACAUGCGUCUCCUGGUUCGUCAUGAUCUUUCUUGCCCAAGUUUGGUAUUUCGCUGGUCCCAAAUUUUCCACUCGGCGGUGUCCUGUGCCAAGAGCUUUAUGGAUCUGCCUGCGUUACCAUUUUGGCACCAUGGUUCUUUCAGGAGCCUUGGCUUUCAUGUGCCGGGAGGGUACAGCCGGUUGCAUUGAGAUUCUCCGCAAACUUGCAACCGAGUGCAGCUCCAUGCAAGAGAAGGCUGUCCCCGUCUCUUGCUCUCAACCCUGUCUGUCACAGAUGUUUCUCAGAACAAGCGUGAGGACGUCCAAAUCUGGCCGGGUCUUGGAGUGGUAG